UCCACUCUCCCUCGCUCUCCGCUGCGCCAGUCCGCCUCACUGACUCGCAGAACCAGUUGGUUUGGCCCAGCUUCUUGUUUCCUGCCUUCUCACUGUGUGUGUGCUGCUGCUGCUGCUGUUGUUGUUGCCUGGUGUCAACCUACGCCGACGGGAGAAGAAGACAUAUCCCUCCCUCUCCUCUGUCAGAGGGCCGCUUCCAAUUUGCCUUCACUUUCCUCCUCGCCGGCACCAUUGGCUUCCGUGCCGUGCCAGUCAACUCGCCUCCUUCCCCAGCCCGAGUUGAGCAGCAACAGCUCGGAAACAUCUGGCCGCCGCAGAGUGCUAGACUCCCCGUCCCUGCGCCUGCUCGCCUCGGCAGCCUGUUAUGGAAAUUAGUCCAAAGUCAAUCUAGUUUUGUCUCCGAAGGAAAAAAGAGGGGAUUUUGACGGAGGAAGCGGGGAAGACGGUGGACCUUCUUGUCUGUUAUGAGGACGGCAGGAUGGAGUUCCCAGACCACAGCAGACAUUUACUCCAGUGUCUGAGCGAACAGCGGCAUCAGGGCUUCCUGUGUGACUCCACGGUGCUGGUGGGCGAUGCCCAGUUCCGUGCCCAUCGUGCUGUGUUGGCCUCCUGCAGCAUGUACUUUCACCUUUUCUACAAGGACCAGCUGGACAAGAGAGACGUGGUGCACCUCAACAGUGACAUUGUCACAGCUCCGGCCUUUUCCCUGCUCCUGGAGUUCAUGUAUGAGGGCAAACUGCAGUUCCAGGACCUUCCCGUGGAGGAUGUGCUGGCAGCAGCCAGCUACUUGCACAUGUAUGACAUUGUCAAGGUGUGUAAGAAACGUUUGAAGCAGAAGGCCACAGCGGAGGCAGACAGCACGCGCAGAGAGGAUGACGGUGGGUCCAGCUGCUCUGAUAAAGCCGAUAGUCUAUCAGACAGUUCCACAGGCCGGCCUGCUACUGCCGACCUGCUGCACAGCGAUGAAGAGGAGGAGGGAAAGGCAGAGGGAGGGCCGCUGUGGCUGAGGCUGCCGUCUGCAGACAGACCAGGGACACCAGCUAUGGCUACAACCAGUCCAGGGCAGGGUGAGACGGAGACGCAAGCAGGGGAAGGCCUGGGAGAGGGAGGAAAGCUCCUUUCUCCGGCCGGCAGCCCCACCAGCUCCACUGGAUCUCUCUCCCAGAGGUCCCACCGCUCCGUGAGCUCUCGUGGGGGCCACAGGGGUAGGAGGGUGUCAAAUGAUGCAGCUGACUGCGUCCUGGACCUGUCAGUCAAGCCAAUUGCAGGUAGCAACCACACUAACCACCACCAAUCCUUUUUCAGCGGAGCAGCUACACCAGACAGCCUCCAAAGCCCAUUGGCUGUUAGGGUAAAGGUAGAAAGGGGCGUGGCUUCAGAUGAGGAAGAGGAACUGGGAGGUGGGGACUAUGACAUGGAGCAUAGCGGCCUCACCAAGGCCACGGUUCCUAACACCAAUGGGGGCCUGGCCCACCACGGGGUCGGAGGGCCCUUGUCGGCCCAGCGGAGGCUCGGCCUGGAAGCACACCUGUCUGCUCUGCGAGAAGCCUCCCUGGCCUCAGAGCUGGAGCGGGAGGAGAAGCCUCCAGCCACAGCAGACGAUGAGGACAUCCUGGGGGGCGAAAACGAGCGCGCUCAGGCUGAGGCGGCCAGCAUGGAUAGCUCGCUGCUGCCUUACGUCUCCAACAUGCUGUCGGCUCAACACACACAGAUCUUCAUGUGCCCGCUGUGUAACAAGGUUUUCCCCUCACCCCACAUCCUCCAGCUUCACCUCAGCUCCCACUUCAGGGAGCAGGAGGGCAUCCGCGCCAAGCCCGCCGGAGACGUCAACGUGCCCACCUGCAACAUCUGCAGCAAGACCUUCUCCUGCAUGUACACGCUGAAGCGCCACGAGCGGACACACUCCGGUGAAAAACCCUACACCUGCACCACCUGCGGCAAGAGCUUCCAGUACUCACACAACCUCAGCCGCCACGCAGUGGUGCACACGCGUGAGAAGCCUCAUGCUUGCAAGUGGUGCGAGCGGCGCUUCACGCAAUCCGGGGACCUCUACCGACACAUCCGCAAGUUCCAUUGCGAACUGGUCAACUCGCUGUCAGUGAAGAGCGAACCUCUGGCGCUCCCAAAUGUCAGGGAUUGGGCGAUCGAGGACAGCUCCCAGGAACUGUGGAAGUAGAAACAGACUUCUAGGUUUGGUAAAGGGAAAAAGACGGAGAGUGAAAGAAAGGCAGAGAGGCGUGGGGAGGUUAGAGGGAGGCGGCAGAGUUUGAUAUUCGGGGUUUAAGUGAGUCACGUUCUUGUUUGUUGCAACAUCUCAUUCAAUAGCACUUUAAUAGCACAUGAAAAUGUUACUACUGAGUUGUUUUUCUUUUCUUUUUGUUCCUAUUUGGGGUAAUUUUUGUUUUAUUCUAUUUUAUUCUGAAUCCUCAUUUUUAUUUCGCGCAAGUUCUCUCCUGUUGGUGGUUUUAAUUGCGUCUCUGGACACGGGUCCCAGUGAGAAAGUCUCGCCUUUUUGAAGAGAUUUCACUCUGUUUGUGUUUCAUCCCAGACACAACACUCCGAUGCUGGCCAGCGUAUCGGUCCCAGUUCCACAGACAGCAAAACACCACUGCAGGAGUUCAGGUCGAACACACUGAAGUGAAAAAGCAUUACAAUACACUAAACGGGUACUGUGAUCACCACAAGUCGACGCCACCAAACACACAGUUUGAAUUAGCGUGCGCACACGCGAGUGUGUGUGUGUGUGGUACUGCACUACUCUGGCAAAAAUUUCACCUAACGUGCGUGAGUGUGUAUGAGUGUGUUUUGUGUGUAUUGAUUUUAUUUUCUACUGGCACGGAGGUGUCGUUGGCGAAGCGCUCCCCGCUUCUCUUGUUAAGCUCUUUGGUGUUGUGUGUUCAGGGGAAAGCUGACUGACUGACAGAUAAACUGAUGGCACUCAUGCAAUGCACAGCCUCCUUUUUUCACUUCCAGUCAAUUUGAAGUAUUUUCUAAAAAUGAAAAGACCUUUACAAAUAAUUAUUAAUUAUUAUUGUUAUCGAUAGAAUUUUUUUCUUAAAUCUAGCUGGCAGUCUUUAAAACAUCUCUUGUUGAAAAGUUAUUUAAUUUAAGGUUGUUGUAUAUUGUUCUGAUAUAGUUUAAAAACUUUAAUUCUUUGCAUUUUUUUAAAUUAAUGAUUAUUAUUAUUAUUAUUUUGUUACUUUUUUUGUAAUGGGACCUGCUGUUGUUGCAUGAUGUCCAAACCUGUAUAUUUUAAAAUAAAAAAUGUGAAUUUGCUGUAUUACUGUACACAUUGUAAUUGAUCAAAUAUUUGACAACGGGCUUUCCUUUUUUUUUCUUUUCUUUUCUUUGUGAAUACUAUCCAGGGUGCGGUCUGUUGAAAAACUGAAUAUUAUUCUCACGACUAUGGAAAAAAAAAUGCAUGAAAUUUUGAUUUUGUCUUAAACCUUUAAGUUGUGGUUUUUGCAUCGGGGAGGGGGAAUGUUUGAACCGUACACUUUUGACAGUGAAAAGUCGGAUAUUUUGUACUCGCUGGGAUCCUAGAAGAACGUUACCGAAUGUGUUUCCGUCGGAUGUUGAAGCGAUAUGAUGAAGCAUUUUAAGCCUGUGUCUAUAUGCACUGAUCUUUCUGCUGCACGCGUGUGUGUGUGUUAAUGCGUGCGUGCGCGUGUGUGUUUACGAGCGUGUGACUCGGUUAGCACCAGUCAAUUUAACCUACUGAAGAUCUACGUCCACCCAGCACUUCCUCCUCUUGCUCCUCCUCAGGCGUUAAAUGUCUCUACUGCUAUAACUUUUGUGUCCGUCCUCACCAGUUCUAAACGCGGUCGAGCCAUUUCUUAAUUAUUUCUGCAGAUUUGGGCUCUCGUUUCAGGUCUGUUGAGUGCAGUUUUUUUAAAACAUUUUUUAUUAAAUUGUGGCUUGGCUGAAGUGUGAAGGAUACGGAGGGAGGGAGUAAGGAAGGAGCGAGGCUGAACCUGAGCUGUCCUGCUGAAAGUUGAAGGGUCAGAUAUCUCUGCCACACUGUUGCUUCACGCUGAGCCGAGCUGUGCUGAGCUGAGCGGGGCCGUUAAACUCACUCAGCUCAGUGCAGUGUGCAUUUCACAUUAGGUGCAGCGGAUGUCACGUCUGUGUGUGCGUGCGUGUCUGUUUGUGUGUUUCCUUUUAAAGCAUAAUCCUUACUUUGAGAUGGAUGGGAGAGAAUUGGCAUGCCUGAAUGCACCUUUUUAAGCUUAAAGACAUGAAAUCAGAUUUUUUGCUGAAAAGAUGCCUUUAUUUAAAAAAAAUAAAAAUAAAAUUACAUUUCUGAUGCUGUGAUGUAUUUGAUACUGUAAAGCAUUGAGAAAUGGCUGUUGAAAAUUUUGUGUAAAUUCUUGGAAUUUAUUGAAUUUAUCUAUUUUGAUCAUGUGAUUAGAAAACUCUUGUAUGUAAAUGUUGCGUUUGGGUCAGGGCUACAUCAGUUUCUUCUUCUUUUUUUCUUGUUUUUAUUGAAAUUUCAAAAUAAUUGGUCGAGCGUUUAUACAAUCCAAAAACAUUUUUCAGAAAGAUACUGACACUCCACAUUACCCCCCCCCUCUCUCACUCACUCAAAUAUGUAUGUGUGUGUGUGUUAGUGUGUGUGUCCCCGCAGAUGUGCAUGUGGUGGGUGGGGUAUAUGUACAUGCCGCCCCGUCAUCUGGUGGCACCUACAGGCUCUGCCAAUGCAACAGUGUGGGUGACAUUGCGACAGUUUGCACCACAUCGUCUCAUUUUUGUCCCGAAAUGUUAUUUCUUCACUGGCAGCGUCUCUGCAUAUGGGCUCCCUCCAUCCUGCUGUUGUUUUCAUCAUUACUGCUGGGGGGUUUUUUCUCAUUUUUUUCCCUCCCCGUUCUGUUCCUCUGGUUUUACUUGACCGCCUUAAACUGCUGUAGUCCGGGCUGUUAUUUUAUUUUUAAAAGUGUGAGUGUGUGGGGUGGAGUGGCGGGAGUGAUGUUAACCACUCAAGACGCUGUGAAGUAAACCACCCCGACUGGACAUCUCCAUCUUUUUGCUGUGCUUACUUGAAAACAAAAGGGGAUAGAUUGGGGGGGGGGGUUUGUUGGUUUUUUUUUAAGUAAGGUAUAAAAAUAAAUAAAAUUAAAAAAAAAAAAUCAAAUGUCAUGGACAGUUUAUGGUAAAGAACAUGAAGGGUUGGAGGGUGGGGAGAGGGCAUGAAAUGACUGAGUCUGUUUUGAAAAAGGACAAUCACUGUCUGGGGGGGGGGGGGGGGGGACAAGCAGAUUUCAAUUGAGAUCUAUUUACUCCCUGUUGAGAUUACAAUUUUUUUCCUUUGCUUUUCUUUUAUGUUCCUUUUUUCAGAUUUAGUCAUUUUAGCUUUGACAAUCAUAGUUGGGUUGAUUUUUUUUCUCUCAAGGGGAGUAAAUUCUAAUUGUGUUUAGUUUUGUAAUUUUUUGGUGUGCUGUUGUUGACAUUUUUAAAUUGUGUGCAAACUGCAAUAAAUUAUAAGAAUCUUGAAAUUCAA
This is a messenger RNA of Maylandia zebra (zebra mbuna), 5497 nucleotides long. It is a transcript of the gene zbtb18, whose product is annotated as zinc finger and BTB domain containing 18. Lineage: Eukaryota; Metazoa; Chordata; Actinopteri; Cichliformes; Cichlidae. Gene Ontology annotation, biological process: regulation of transcription by RNA polymerase II. The record is from RefSeq and is a predicted model, not a curated record. Gene Ontology annotation, cellular component: nucleus. Gene Ontology annotation, molecular function: DNA-binding transcription factor activity, RNA polymerase II-specific; protein binding.